UAAAACAUCUCUUGAAUCUUGAAUCUUCUGCAGGACCAGGGUCUGGACCUGGACCAGCUGCUGGGUCCAGGUCUCUAUAAGGAGCGGUACCGAGCCGACAUGAUCCGAUGGGGAGAAAGCCGGCGCCGCCAGGACCCCGGGUUCUUCUGUCGCCUAGCAACCAGGGGGGCACGGCAACCAGUCUGGGUGGUGAGUGACGCUCGGCGCCUGUCAGACCUUCAGUGGUUCUGGUCGGAGUUUCCUCAACAGACUCAAAGUGUCAGAGUUCAAAGUUCAGAAGAAACACGCACACAGAGGGGGUGGAGCUUCUCCGCAGGUGUGGACGAUGCAGAGUCUGAGUGUGGGUUGGACAGCGGGGUUGAAUUUAAUUGGACCAUCACUAACGAGGCCGACGCCCCCUCGUUAGAAGAGCAGCUGCAGCCAAUCCUGAAGCUGGCAGAGGAAGCAGCGUCUCCUCCGGGUCGUUGACGUCGGAGCAAAGGCUCAUGGGAGAUUCUCAUGACUUGUUGGCUGAUCUCUCGAGGCGACCGAGGGGUUGUCUCCACGUGGCUCUCAACAUGGUGUCGCAGCUAACAAUGCUAACAGAGCUAUCAAAGGACGCUUUCAUCAAAAUAAACACGAGUCAGUUCUGAUCUACAAA
Messenger RNA from Pseudoliparis swirei, 640 nucleotides. It is a transcript of the gene pmvk, whose product is annotated as phosphomevalonate kinase. Gene Ontology annotation, cellular component: cytoplasm. Gene Ontology annotation, molecular function: phosphomevalonate kinase activity. Gene Ontology annotation, biological process: isopentenyl diphosphate biosynthetic process, mevalonate pathway; cholesterol biosynthetic process. NCBI's taxonomy places the organism in Eukaryota, Metazoa, Chordata, Actinopteri, Perciformes, Liparidae. The transcript is spliced from 3 exons. Bases 100 to 468 code for a protein of 122 amino acids. The record is from RefSeq and is a predicted model, not a curated record.